This is a messenger RNA of Lampris incognitus (smalleye Pacific opah), 1772 nucleotides long. RefSeq names its product gap junction Cx32.2 protein-like. Gene Ontology annotation, cellular component: connexin complex. NCBI's taxonomy places the organism in Eukaryota, Metazoa, Chordata, Actinopteri, Lampriformes, Lampridae. Bases 70 to 864 code for a protein of 264 amino acids. The record is from RefSeq and is a predicted model, not a curated record. The transcript has 3 exons. Gene Ontology annotation, biological process: cell communication.
CGCCUCUGUAGUUUGUCACUAGUGUGCUGUCUGGAAAGGACGUUGUCUGAGGCUUAAAGAUCAGAGACCAUGGGAGAGUGGGGUUUUUUGUCGUCGCUGUUGGACAAGGUCCAGUCCCACUCCACUGUCAUUGGAAAGAUCUGGCUCACUGUGCUCUUUAUCUUCAGGAUCAUGAUCCUGGGAGCUGGCGCAGAAAAGGUAUGGGGUGAUGAACAGUCCAACAUGAUCUGCAACACCAAACAGCCUGGUUGCAAGAACGUCUGUUAUGAUCAUGCCUUCCCAAUUUCGCAUAUCCGUUUCUGGAUUCUUCAGAUCAUCUUUGUCUCAACGCCAACUCUUGUCUACCUAGCUCACGUCCUCCACAUCGUUCACAAGGAGAACAAGCUGAGGGAACACAUACAGAAAAACUCAGGGAGAGAACUGAUCAAGUUUCCAAAAUACUCAGAUGAAAAGGGCCAUAUCAAGAUUAAGGGAGACCUUCUGGGGAGCUACACGGCCAGCAUAUUAUUCAGGAUCAUUCUGGAAGUAGCUUUCAUCGUGGGGCAAUACUAUCUGUAUGGGUUUGUCAUGGACCCAAGAAUCGUCUGCUCUCGGGCCCCCUGCCCCUUCACUGUUGAGUGCUACAUGUCUCGUCCUACAGAGAAGACAAUCUUCAUAUUGUUCAUGCUGGUAGUGUCUUGCAUCUCUCUGUUUCUCAAUGUGAUGGAGUUAUUCUACCUGAUGUGCUCUAGAGUCCGCUCUUCCAGCCAAAGAGCUAGAACAGCACCUAUGACAGCUAUUGCCAUGCACUCUCAUUUCACUGACAACAGCCUCAUGCAAAAUGAGAAGCUCAGCCUUCAUGGGGCUAGUCACACCAUGGGCUGAAUUUUUUUUUCUCUCACCCAGAUUGCGUCCAAAGAGAUGAUAAGUAAAUACGAUCUGAAUACAAGAAAUUACUAUCCUCUGUUCACGCUGAUGUUCCAGUACAUAAAAAUUGUUAAAGUGACGUAAAUUAAACUCUACUUUUGAAAUACUGGCAGGCACCUACAGAUAAAUGUUUGCAAUAAUACUCUCUAUUCCUCGGCUAAAGUCCCAACCACUAAAUAAGAACCAACAGGUCAUAGUUGACUGAUGUGGUUAGGAGUUAACACUAGGUAGCGGCAUUAGGAAGACAGAGACAUAGAGCAUGUAGAUAACAAGAAUACUUUUUUUUUUUAAGUUGACAAUCUUGAUUGUGAAGACACUAUAAAAAUUGUGGAAGUCUGAGCAUGGAACUCAAACACAGUACAUUAAGCAGUUCAAGAAGUACAAAGGACUGAUCAAGAGAUAUAGGGAUGAUGAAAAGUUGCGUUAGCUGUCUAAGUUUUAUUUAUCACUAAAUUAUUUUUUUUCUUUCUAUGACACCGAGUGGAUAUUUGGGUUGUACAUAGCAUUGAGAUCUGUUUAUUCUUGGUACCUGACAUUAGGUUGUGUUUUUGAUGUGUUUUUUUUCUCCUAUUGUUCACAAUAGUUGAGUUUGUAUUGUGCAGCACAAUUUGCACUGAAUUUGAACUACACAGUACAGCGGGAAUUGAGUUUGUAAUGUACAGUUGCUGAAUUAACUUAAGAGUAGGUGAGAAGGGUUAGGGAAAAAUAAGUGUAUACUUCCUCCUACUGCUUUUCCAACAUGUGAGAAGUAAUCUGAUGCAUACGGAGAUUUGUUCACUGAGUUUGAUGUGUGGAUUUGUUGAUCAUUUCAGAUUAUUGGCAAUGGUUUAUCUGCAUGUUACAUCCUUCUCAUUUACAUGUUCGAA